UGCCGCGCACGCGAGCGAGAACGCGCUCAGCCGAGGAGGAGAGACACCGAGAGCGCGCGACACAGGGAGAGAGAGAGAGAGACAGAGAGGGAGGAGAGGAUGCGAGCAGUGCUGUAGAUAGACCCCGUCUCUCUGUACUGAUGCUAACACAUCAUUUCUGCUCUUAAACAGUCUUCAACGACCGUCUGAAGGCUCGGAGCUCUGAUCAGGUGAUAAGAAGAUGGGGAACGGCUCGAUGAAAUCGAAGCGUUACAAACACACAGAGGGCUCGGGUGCUUCUUCUAACGGUCGAUCUCACAAAGAUGGCGGUGGGUUCAAAAACACGUCCAUGGAUUCCCUGAGGGCCCGAGUGGAGGAACUAGAGCGAGAAGGCAAGAGGAAGGAUGAGGAGCUGUGUGCCAAAGAUCAACAGAUCAAAGUUCUCCAGGAACAGCUGGCCAAGCAGACGCGAUCUCUCGCCGAGCUGAGCGAGGAGCUGCAGAACAAGUGCAUCCAGCUCAACAAGCUGCAAGACGUGAUGAGGAACCAGAGCGGAGCCUCGGCGGGUCUGGCAUCACGGCAGCCUUCGAUCAAAGCCAGCGGCAAGAGCAGCCCCAACCUCAGCGUCCGCAUCAAGGAAAACCUCAACAGGAGGAAAGGGGCCAAAGCCGGGGUGUCAGCCGAACCCACAUCCAGCAGCCUGCCGAAGUUCUCCUUCGACAAGGCCCGGGUACCGAAGGAUGCGAGUGUGAAGAAAUUGCUGGCUGAUGCUCUGAACAAGAACCAGUACCUGAAGAGGCUGGAGCUGCAGCAGAUCAAAGACAUGGUGGAGUGCAUGUAUGAGCGCACCUAUCAGCAGGGAGAGUACGUCAUCGAGCAGGGAGAGCCUGGAUACCAUCUGUUCGUCCUGGCAGAUGGGAAACUGGAUGUGUUUCAACAUAACAAACUGCUCACAUCGAUCACGGUGUGGACCACGUUUGGAGAAUUAGCCAUUCUGUACAACUGCACACGGACUGCAUCAGUUCGAGCGGUGAACAAAGUCCGGACGUGGGCUUUGGACCGUGAGGUGUUUCAGAACAUCAUGAGGAGGACUGCUGAGACGCGACACGAACAGUACCGCAACUUCCUCCGAAGUGUGUCACUCCUGGCUAAUCUACCAGACGACAAGCUAAGCAAAAUAGUGGACUGCCUCGAGGUGGAAUACUAUGACAAAGGAGAGUACGUCAUCCGGGAGGGAGAGGAGGGCAGCACCUUCUACAUCAUCGCACAGGGAAAGGUGAAGGUGACGCAGACCACCGAGGCCCACAAACAGCCCCAGAUCAUCAACACGCUGCAGAAGGGAGACUACUUUGGAGAGAAAGCGCUCGUAAGUGAUGAUGUCAGGUCCGCUAAUAUCAUUGCUGAUGAGAACGGGGUGGAGUGCCUCAUCAUUGACAGAGAGACAUUUGAUCAGACAGUGGGCACCUUCAAUGAGCUUCAGAGGUACCUCCAAGGCUACGUGGCAACACUCGAUCGUGACGACAAGAAGAGACAUGCCAGGAGGUCGGUGUCGCGCCACCAGAGUCAGCCGCUGUCUCCAGACAUCAUUCAGCUGAAGGACAUGGUGUCGGCGUUUUCUUCGUCCAGGCCCUUCGACCACCUGGAGAUCAUCUCAACUCUCGGGGUCGGUGGUUUUGGACGAGUAGAACUGGUAAGGGUGAAAGGCAAGGACAUCACCUUUGCACUAAAGGUCAUCAAGAAGAAGCACAUUGUUGACAACAGGCAAGAAGAACACAUCCACUCGGAGAGGAAGAUCCUCGCUGAGGCUCGCUCAUCUUUCGUUGUCAAACUGUAUCGCACGUUCAAGGAUGACAAAUACGUGUACAUGCUGCUGGAGGCCUGUUUGGGUGGAGAAAUUUGGAGUCUGCUCAGAGACAGGGGAAGUUUUGAUGAGCACACUGCCAAAUUCUGCGUGGGUUGUGUCACAGAAGCUUUUGAUUACCUACAUCGCAAAGGUGUCCUCUACAGAGACCUGAAGCCUGAGAAUCUCAUGCUGGAUUCUGAUGGAUACAUCAAACUAGUUGACUUUGGCUUUGCCAAGAAGAUCAAAUGCGGCCAGAAGACCUGGACUUUCUGCGGGACACCGGAGUACGUAGCCCCAGAGAUCAUCCUCAACAAAGGCCACAACUUCAGUGUGGACUUCUGGUCGUUGGGCAUCCUGGUGUUUGAGCUGCUUACUGGCAGUCCUCCGUUCUCAGGAAGUGACCAGAUGAUGACGUACACUUUCAUCUUGAAAGGAAUCGAGAAAAUGGACUUCCCCAAGAAGAUCACCAAAAGACCUGAUGACCUCAUACGCAAGCUAUGCAGGCGAAAUCCCUCAGAGCGACUGGGCAACCUCAAAAAUGGAAUAAUUGACAUCAAGAAGCACAGGUGGUUUAAUGGCUUUAACUGGGAGGGACUGAAGGCGAGGACUUUACCAUCUCCACUGAAAAGAGAACUUUCAGGACCGACAGAUCACAGCUACUUUGACAGUUAUCUUCCAGAUGAGGACAAUCCUCCUGAUGAGCUUUCUGGUUGGGACAUGGACUUCUGAGACCUUCUUCUCCAUCUUUUUCCCAUUUUCCCUCCAUUACACACCCGAACAACAAAAACUAACUGGGCAGGUGACCUCACAUCACCUCUGGCAGGUGUGUUGGAGGUCCUCAGGUCCAAUAGCUGCAAUGAAAAGCUAGUUACUUUAUGAAUGUCUGAUUGGCGGUCUCAACUCAAAUUAACAGAUACGAACACAAUCCUCUUUUGAGUUUGGCUUUGAAGAGAGGUCAGCUUAUUAUAUAACCAUCACUAUCUUUUCGUUAACAAACAAACGCACAUUAGCUAAUGUAUCCAGUAGAAUGUUGUGCUAAUAGUGGUAAUUGUGUUAUGUUAGCAUUAAAACUAAAAUCCGUAAUGUUUCAAAAAGCGCAUCAACUGAGGUCGGAGCUACAGAGACUGUCUACAGUCUGCUGCUGAGAAACUUUGCACCCAAAUGGUGCAGGGGAUAGACACUAAAUUAAAUGCAGGUGACAGUGUUUGUGGGUGGGAAGCCAGUGAGGGAUCAAGUCCUUGUUGCUGCAUUACCGACCAUUUCUGGUUGGUUGGGGCACCCCAUGCAAAGUUGGGCAUAGCAAAACAAAACAUCUGUGUGUGUUACUCUGCUUUCAAACUGGUUCCAAAAUAAUAACAACCAGUAAUUCAGUAAGAAACUUUUUUCCAAUUCCCAAAAACAUGACCAGUUAUUCAUGCAUCAGUGCACAAACUGUAUAUAGAGUUUACAAAAUGGUUCCCAAGAUAUUGUAUAAAAUGGUAAAAAGAGCACAGAUUUACUGAUCAAUUAAUGACCUGAUACCGUACCAACAACAGCAGAGUGGAUCAAUUUCAAAAAUUUGAUGUCUAGUUAUCUUUCUGUAGUUGAGGGCUACCAGCUCUGCUUUGCUAAAUUAGCCUGCAGGCAAAUUACUCAGAAAACGACAAACAACCAUGUGUUCAGGAUAACUAAGCUGACCUUUUCAGGCUACAUCUCAUAUUAUUUUGGGGCAGAAGGACUUAAAACAGGUCACAGUCUACAGUCUUAGUAUUAUGUUUUUACAUUACUUAUCUACAUCCUAUCUAAUUAUCGUCUUCAGAUACCUCCAAAAUAUUCUUCCCCGAGUGUUCUUGAUGGCUCCAGAUGUGAUUGGUGGAGAAAGUGAAAUUUUCUUCACAUCUGAGGCAAUCUGUGAUUGUAUAUGCAGUUUGUUUACAGCUGUAGAGGAAUGGAGGUGUGUGGAGACAAGAUGAUACCGCAAACAGCCAAGCAACUUGAGAACAAGCACACACUUGGGCGAAGGAAUUCUACUUAACCAUUCAGAUAGUAAAAGUAUCUAACCACCAUGUUCUAAACAAGUUUUAGGAUGAAACAUUUGUGCUAAGAAGCAUCAAGAGUUCCUUGUUCCAACAGUGUUAUCCUCACAGUCUCCCCACUGCCCAAACUAGGCAAACAAAAACACAAACACCUUCUCCACUUAAGUUAUAGAGUGUGAGCAUCCCGCGGCAGGGUGCCCGAACUGAAGAAAUAUUUACCUUUUUGAAGCUGAGUCAACUCUGCGGUUUUGAGCUUCUUAAGAAGAAAGGAAGUUCGGCUUGGUCUGAGGCGUUGAUGAUGUGAGGAGAAACAGCCGAGAGGCCAAACUGAGCAGAAAACCUUCAGGGUUUACUAUGAAGGAAUUUUCAGGAGCUUAGUGUUAAAAAAAAGAUGUGUUUUCCCAUUUUUAAACACCUAAGGUUCACAGUAGAUCGACUGUGCACCAAGUGUGUAUGUAUAUAGUGUACAUUGUAAAGCACAAGCAUUAAAAAUACACAAUUUGUAUGAUCUAAGCCACUUAUUCCUUAAUGUAAACUUAAAGGACCAGUGUGUAGGAUCUUGUGGCACCUAGUGGUGAGGUUGCAGAUUGUAACUAACUGAAGACCCCUCUAUCUCGCCUUCCAAGCAUUUAGGACAACCGAUGGUGGCCAAUGUUUGGUUUGUCCGUUCUGGGCUACCGUAGAAACAUGGCGGUCCAACAUGGCAUGCUCCAUGGAAGAAGACCAGCCUCCUAUGUAGAUAUAAAGAGCUCAUUCUAAGGUAACGAAAACACAAUGAUUCUUAUUUUCAGGUGAUUAUAC
Molecule: messenger RNA, 4638 nt
Organism: Thunnus maccoyii (southern bluefin tuna)
Lineage: Eukaryota; Metazoa; Chordata; Actinopteri; Scombriformes; Scombridae
Gene: prkg2
Product: protein kinase cGMP-dependent 2
Exons: 19
Coding region: 221-2551 (776 amino acids)
Biological process (GO): protein phosphorylation
Molecular function (GO): ATP binding; cGMP-dependent protein kinase activity
Source: RefSeq, a predicted model, not a curated record